This is a messenger RNA of Octodon degus (degu), 2709 nucleotides long. It is a transcript of the gene Gsdme, whose product is annotated as gasdermin E. Gene Ontology annotation, cellular component: cytoplasm. The coding region runs from base 85 to 1581 and encodes 498 amino acids. NCBI's taxonomy places the organism in Eukaryota, Metazoa, Chordata, Mammalia, Rodentia, Octodontidae. The transcript is spliced from 10 exons. The record is from RefSeq and is a predicted model, not a curated record. Gene Ontology annotation, biological process: programmed cell death.
GGCUCCUCCGACUGGGCGGGCGCGGACGGGAGCGCGCGGCUGCGCGGGACCGAGCGGCGGCGCGCGGUAAUCUGGAGCCUCAAAAUGUUUGCUAAAGCAACAAGGAAUUUUCUUAAAGAAGUUGAUGCUGGUGGUAAUCUGAUUUCAGUAUCAAACUUGAAUGACUCCGAUAAGUUACAGCUUUUAAGUCUGGUGGCCAAAAAGAAGAGAUACUGGUGCUGGCAAAGACCCAAGUACCAAUUUUUAUCUGUCACUCUUGGAGAUGUACUCACAGAGGACCAAUUUCUCAGUCCAGUGGUUGUGGAAUCAGACUUCGUGAAGUAUGAGGGCAAAUUUGAAAACCAUGUGAGUGGGAGCAUCGAGACUGUGCUGGGCAAAAUCAAGCUGAAUGUGGGAGGCAAAGGCCUCGUGGAGAGUCAGUCUUCCUUCGGGACCUUGAGGAAGCAGGAGGUGGACUUGCAGCAGCUCAUCAGAGACUCCGUGGAGAGAACAAUAAACCUGAAAAACCCCGUGCUCCAGCAGGUGCUGGAGAGGAGGAAUGAGGUCCUGUGUGUCCUGACGCAGAAGAUUGUGACAACGCAGAAGUGUGUGAUAUCUGAGCACGUUCAGAUUGAGGAGAAGUGUGGCGGCGUGGUAGGGAUCCAUACCAAGAUAGUGCAGGUGUCAGCAAUGGAGGAUGGGAAUAUCGUCAAGGACACCAGUGUGGUGCUGGAGAUACCGACUGCCACUACCAUUGCCUAUGGCAUCAUUGAGUUAUAUGUGAAACGGGAUGGCCAGUUUGAAUUCUGCCUCCUCAACGGGAAGCACGGUGGCUUCGAGCAGGAGCGGAGAUCUGACCCUGUCUAUCUGGACUCCCUGGCCUAUCGAGAGUUUGUUUUCAUGGAUGUGCCAGAUGCCAAGCACGGGAUGCUUUCCAAGGAUGGACUGUUAAGUGUUUUAAAACAAGCCACUCUGCCUCUGGAGAGGAAUUUCCAUCCCUUCGUGGAGCUGCCAGCGCAGCAGCAGCAGGCUCUGCACAACCUCCUGCAGGCGGUCCUGUUGGAUGAAGAGCUUCUGGUGGUCCUGGAGCAAGUGUGUGAUGACAUGGCUGGCAGCGUCUGGUCCCCACAGACAGCGCUGGCAAUGAGGGCACUGAAGGCCCCUCAACAGCAGGACCUCACAGCCUUCCUGCAGCUGGUGGGAUGCAGCAUACAAGGGGAAUGUCCCAGCCCUGAGGAUGAGGUCAGCAACCAGAAACUCUUUGCAACAGCCUACUUCCUGGUCAGCGCACUAGCAGAAAUGCCAGAUAAUGCUGCAGCUCUCCUGGGCAUUUGCUGUAAACUCCAGAUUAUUCCUACACUGUACCAUAUGCUUCGUGCUUUAUCUGAUGAUGGAGUAUGUGAUCUUGAAGACCCAACUUUGGCCCCUCUGAGAGAUACAGAAAGGUUUGGGAUUGUGCAGCGCCUCUUUGUUGCGACUGACAUUAACCUUGAGCAAGAGCAAGCAUCUGUGAAAGCUGUCAUCCUGAAGGACCCUCAUAUCUUCCCUCUAAUUCUUUAUAUUACUUUGAAUGGACUCUGUGCUCUAGGCAGAGAGCAUUAAUAACGUCUUGUCAAACAGAAGUAUAUGUAACUAGCCAAGGUGGGGUGUUUCUCAGAAUUAAAAUAUUAUUUUGGGGUUUAGGUCUAAUGUACCUUAAAAGUUGAUCAAUGAAAUGAGUUAUAAAGUAAUUUUAAUGGUGAUUUUCUGCACUAUGAAUGCCAGCAGGUACUUUUUUACAUGGUUUCUUUUCAUUAGGGGCCUUUUGCUGGUAAAUGGUUAACACUUCAUAUCCAAGGUAGAUUCUAGUAUGUGAAGAUCCUGGUGGGGGGAAGGUGAGAUUCUAAGCAGUUUUACACUCAGAUUUGUUUUCUACAGAAUAAUGGGUCCAUCUAUCAUUUUCUUACAUUUUCUACUUUGUUAUACAAAAAGAGGUGCCUGACACUUUAACCCAAAAUUCAUUUUAAAUUGUGAAUGCCAUAACAAGGCAGUGUCUCUUCACAGAAUCUACAUUUUGGAUAUGCUUGCUGCAUAUCUGGUGAAUGAAAAAUGAACUACAAGUGCUACUACAGACUAUUCUUCUGCAAAAUAAAUUAUACUAAAAAUUUAGUAGUAACACCCCCCAAAAAAGUUUAGCUAUAUCAUUUGACUUUGCUAUGCUUUGAUAAAUACAUUCUAUGUCUAGAACGAUGUGUUCUUCUUACACAUUUUAGUAGCUUAAAUUUUCCAAAAUUACAUUUUUAUCAAAGACAAUAUUCAACUGUAUAUAUUUUAGUUUUUGUUUUGUUAUUCUAUUAUAAAUGGCCUGGACCGUCUCCUUGGCGCUUCUGAAUCCACUGACAGGAUCUACCAUCCAUAACAGGCCUGAAGCCACUGGGGAUGAGGAACAGUAGUGGAUGGAGAGAAGCAUGUUACUCAGAACAUGUUGUUUUACCUUAGAAUCACCUGCUUAGUCUGUUUCUUCCUUUCAGUUUUUAAUUAUUAACAAGGAAGAAAUAUAGUAACACUUUUAUCACAUAUUUUAACAAUAAGUCAGUGUUAUGCAAAUGCUUAUUACUUGUAUGAGUGUGUGGGGAAAGAAUGUAAAACUUGCAGUGGCCACUGUACACAAAAAUUAUACACAAAUUGCAAAAAGAAAAUGCCAAGCCUUUUUGUCUGAUUUUCUGAAAUAUAAACUAGCUUCAAAAAGGA